Molecule: messenger RNA, 495 nt
Organism: Hydatigera taeniaeformis
Lineage: Eukaryota; Metazoa; Platyhelminthes; Cestoda; Cyclophyllidea; Taeniidae
Source: the annotation of a GenBank genome assembly
AUGGAGGUCCAACUCUGCCUUAUGUUAUUGGCGGCUGCCACGUUGUAUGGAGGACUGGGGCUGGCUAAAGAUGUUAGCGUUCCUCGGGAUGUGAGACUGCGAGUUGUCGACCCUCACACGGUGAAAAUGACGUGGAAACGGCCAUCGCAACCCAAUGGUCGCCUUAUCGGCUACCUCAUCGCUUGGCGACUCGGCAGCGGAUUUUACGAAAUCAUCAACCUCAAUGUGACCAAAUCCUACACCUUUAGAGACUUGCAACCAGGGCGAACUCUCGCUGCCUCCGUUAGCGCCUAUACUCGGAAGGGAGGACCGAUGAAGCGUGAUUACGUUAGCCACUUCAGCGAAGAAGUGAGAAUAAGCAUACCUCAUUCGAAACGACGUGAGUUCAUCUUAGCCUCCAUUGUUAACCUCUUAAGUGAUUCUUCAAAACCGGCUCCACGUAACGCAAAAAUCAGAAUCUGCAACGGUGGGCACUUAAUGUUAUCCGAGCGGUGA